AUGGUUAAAAAGCGUUCGGCAGAAAACACUGAAUCAUCAACGGCAAUAGAGGGCGGCGUUGCCGCAAAGCAACCUCGCUUGGAUGUUAAUGCUGCAAAAACUUUUCCGAAGAGAAAUGGAGGCCCACAGUCGGCACCUUCUGUUACCAAACCGGUCAACUCAGUCAGGAGUGGUCUAAUAAAAAAGAAAAUUCCGCCAAAACGGGCUUCAUACAAUGAGUGGCAGAAUGGUCCAGGCUACUUCAGCGGAAGUGGAUCAGCAGGCAGAGAUCGAUUCCGUCAGAGACCGAGACCUUUCCAAGAUACACGUCCUCGAGAAAUUCCACCACUAUUCCCGACAAGAAGCGGCGGUCCUCCUGGUGUCUCACCAUGGUCAAGACCACCUUUUCAAGAGGAUGUUCGUACUCUGGAACAGGUGAUGCGCAGAGCAGCUCACGACAAUUCCUCAUCUUUUGAAGCAGCAAGACAAGUGGAAAGACUUGGGCUUGGUCCUGCUAUGGGAACUAUGUUGAGUUCUGUAGCUGAAAGAGUUCUGUCAAAAAAAGAAAACAUUAACUUGGCGCUAUAUCGCGGUGGUUCUUUCAUAGACACAUAG
Strongylus vulgaris is the source of this 594-nucleotide messenger RNA. The record is from the annotation of a GenBank genome assembly. NCBI's taxonomy places the organism in Eukaryota, Metazoa, Nematoda, Chromadorea, Rhabditida, Strongylidae.